This is a messenger RNA of Fibroporia radiculosa, 825 nucleotides long. RefSeq lists its product as uncharacterized. Gene Ontology annotation, biological process: tRNA 5'-leader removal. The coding region runs from base 1 to 825 and encodes 274 amino acids. The transcript is spliced from 2 exons. Lineage: Eukaryota; Fungi; Basidiomycota; Agaricomycetes; Polyporales; Fibroporiaceae. The record is from RefSeq and is a predicted model, not a curated record. Gene Ontology annotation, molecular function: nucleic acid binding. Gene Ontology annotation, cellular component: ribonuclease MRP complex; nucleolar ribonuclease P complex.
AUGUCAUGUCUGAAUCAAAAGCGCAAGCUGGACGACCAGGACGAUGUCACAGAGCCCAAGAGACCUAGAACCGAAGUCGAGAGACAUGACAAUUCAAGUGACUCUCCUGCAGCGAGCCUCACACCACCUGUUGGUGGUGAGGCGACAACGAGUAAGCCUCACCACGAGCUCGUGGCAGUACCGGAACGGGCGGAUAGUUGUCAAAGUGACUCUGAAGAUGAGGCAAAGAAUGAAGAACCUGCGGCGGGCACAGCCAGCGGUCCAUUAGUAGCGCCUCGGCCCUCACCACCUGCAAAGCCUUCGCAUAGAAUCAGAAAACUAGUCCCUCCACGACCUUUUCCAACCGUGCCAAAGUCUGUCUCAGCGACAGGCCCACGCUCAGCACACACGGAGGGCAAAAACUACAUCUGUGUUACGCGCAAGACGCCACUGGGCGCGUACCUUCGCCGGUGCAAGGAAGUCGUGGGUGAAGGAUAUAAGACUUUGCAUAUGAGUGCUAUGGGGGCAGCAAUUCCACAUCUUAUGCAGCUAACGGUGUCUCUGCCUCCGAUCCUGCCCUAUUCUCCAGACGAGGUCCAUACUGAGAUCCUCACCGGAACCAUGGAGGUGCAAGAUGAGUUAGUCCCUGAGGAUGAUGACGAGGAUAUCACGUACAGGACGCGGGGGAAAUCGACCGUCAGUGUUGUGCUCCGAAUAGGAGAUGGUAUCGACGACAUCGUCAAGCAUGGAAAGGGCAAAGGCAAAGGGAAGGGGAAAGGCAAAGGGAGGCUGGCGGAGGCCGUCAUUGGAGCGCCUAGUAGCAACCAUCAAGUGAUCAAACCGUAA